Molecule: messenger RNA, 960 nt
Organism: Lodderomyces margitis
Lineage: Eukaryota; Fungi; Ascomycota; Pichiomycetes; Serinales; Debaryomycetaceae
Gene: CHS7
Product: Chs7p
Exons: 1
Coding region: 1-960 (319 amino acids)
Biological process (GO): protein folding
Cellular component (GO): endoplasmic reticulum membrane
Source: RefSeq, a predicted model, not a curated record
AUGUCAUUUGGUUCAUUUGAUCACAUAUGUAAUAAGACCUCGCUACCUUUAUGUUCAGUAGUUGGAGCCGUCAACCAAUCCUCAUAUUUCCAGAGAGGGAUCGUGCCUCAAUGUUAUGCCCGUAGUGUUGAACUCGCCAACACGAUGAUUUUCCAAAUCGGUAACGCGUUUGUUCAUUUUGGUGGGUUAAUCAUUAUAUUAAUCAUUAUAUUCAACAUGAGAGCCAAGUAUACAGCAAUUGGCCGUGCCGAGAUGUUGAAUUUCAUGUAUUUGUUGAUUGGUUUGAUUGUGUCUAGUUUAAUUGUUGAUUGUGGUGUUGCGCCACCCAGUUCAACCACAUAUGCUUAUUUUGUCAGUUUACAAAUUGGAAUAGCUAGUGGAGUUGUUGCGUGUUUGUUGUAUAAUGGGAUCCUUUGUUUUCAAUUUUGGGAAGAUGGCACGAGAAGAUCGUUGUGGAUAAUGAGACUGAUUGUGGUUUUAUGGUUUGCUAUCAAUUUCAUUAUAUCUUUGAUUACAUUUAAGCACUGGGAUACAGAAUUGGAUUACCGAAAGACGACAACCAUGUUUAUCUUUGCAUACGUGUUGAAUGCGGUGCUUCUUGCCGUUUAUGUCGUGUCACAGAUCAUUUUGGUAUUUUUCGCCUUGAAUUCAUUGUGGGCCUUGGGUGCUAUAUUAUUGGGAGUGUUUUUCUUUGUUGCUGGUCAAAUUUUGACUUAUGUGUUUUCAAUGCAAAUAUGUCAAGGUGCUUCGCAUUAUAUUGAUGGAUUGUUUUUCGGUAGUGUGUGCAAUGUUUUCACGAUUAUGAUGAUUUACAAGUACUGGGAUAUGAUUACUGAUGAUGAUUUGGAGUUUAGUGUGGCCAAUGUUGAGCAGGUGGUUAACGAAUUUGGACCAAAUAGCAAUGGUGGGGUUGGAGUGCUUUAUGAUGAUGAGAAACGUGCAUCUAGUGUGUUUUAUUGA